This is a messenger RNA of Lampris incognitus (smalleye Pacific opah), 3145 nucleotides long. Its product is annotated as mitochondrial dicarboxylate carrier-like. Gene Ontology annotation, biological process: mitochondrial transport; oxaloacetate transport; phosphate ion transmembrane transport. NCBI's taxonomy places the organism in Eukaryota, Metazoa, Chordata, Actinopteri, Lampriformes, Lampridae. Bases 380 to 1240 code for a protein of 286 amino acids. Gene Ontology annotation, cellular component: mitochondrial membrane. The record is from RefSeq and is a predicted model, not a curated record. Gene Ontology annotation, molecular function: succinate transmembrane transporter activity; oxaloacetate transmembrane transporter activity; sulfate transmembrane transporter activity. The transcript has 11 exons.
UGCAGAGGUGGCGACGCAGACGUGUUGUUUGGCAUUAACUUACGCACACACACACACACACACACACACACGUAAACGACCUUUGAAUCUGUUUUCUAGCGGAGAGGCCGCCCCUCGCUCUGCGGUGGCCAUUGGCUGCACGUACACGAUGCAGCGUGUCCGUACGCGUGUGUCGCCCAAAACUCAAAGUCCGCUCGGUUGAUCAGCGGGAUGGGUGAAGAGUAACGAGGCUAUCGUCUAGACCCGAGAAAGCUUGCAAAGGAGGGAGAGAAGCAAGCAGGAGCAGCAGCAGAGGAGGAGGAGGAGCGUAUGUGUGCGUGCUGAGCUGGAUAGGAAGUUGCCUACACCGCUGUCGCUUCAUCCAACACACGGCGGAAACAUGACGGAAAAACGGAUGUCACGCUGGUACUUCGGUGGCCUUGCCUCCUGCGGGGCUGCCUGCUGCACGCACCCGCUAGAUCUGGUCAAGGUGCACUUGCAGACGCAGCAAGAGGUCAAGAUGAGGAUGGUGGGGAUGGCCCUUCAUGUCGUGAAGAAUGACGGCCUGCUUGCCCUUUACAACGGGCUCUCUGCCUCCCUCUGCAGACAGAUGUCCUAUUCUCUAACAAGAUUUGCCAUCUAUGAAACAGUGAGAGACAUGAUCGGCAGCACUAGCAAAGGGCCCAUGCCCUUUUAUCAGAAGGUGCUGCUGGGAGCUUUUGGAGGUUUUACUGGGGGGUUUGUUGGUACUCCAGCAGACAUGGUCAAUGUCAGGAUGCAGAAUGAUGUUAAACUACCACCGGAGAUGAGGAGAAACUACAAGCAUGCCAUCGAUGGCUUCAUCAGGGUCUUCCAGGAAGAGGGUGUGAGGAAACUGUUCUCUGGAGCCACAAUGGCCUCCAGCAGAGGGGCUCUAGUCACAGUGGGACAGCUGGCAUGCUAUGACCAGGCCAAGCAGCUGGUGUUGGGAACAGGCAUGAUGGGCGAUAACAUAUUAACACAUUUCCUCUCAAGCUUCAUUGCUGGAGGCUGCGCUACAUUCCUAUGUCAACCUCUAGAUGUGAUGAAGACGAGGCUGAUGAACUCUAAAGGAGAGUACACGGGGGUGAUGCAUUGUCUACAAGAAACUGCUAAGCUGGGUCCUCUGGCAUUCUACAAGGGUCUUGUUCCAGCAGGGAUCCGGCUGAUUCCUCACACAGUGCUCACCUUUGUCUUCCUGGAGCAACUCAAGAAGAACUUUGGCAUUCUUAUCAUCUCCUAAGGACACUCCAAGACCUUCAACCCCUUAAACCUUUCAAACUCUGCGCAAGGUGCACCAGCUUCUCACUGGCUGCCAAUGCCGUUUAGACCAUGCUGCUGCUGCUGCUGCUGCUGCUCUGCUCUGCUCUGACCAAGUUAAGAGGGAAGAAAAGGGGGGGGGGAUUAAUUGGUAUUGUAUUAGCGCAGUUUCUGUUUUUGUUAUUGUUCCAACUCUGUCUCAUCAUCUCAUCUAUAGAAACUGGAAGUAAAAUAAUCAAGGACGUUGACAGCAGCCAUAGCUCUAGCUGCCAGAACGUGCUUGGCUCCUGCAACCUGUACAAACAUCACGUCACGAACAAACAAACAAACAAACCUUAAAUCGGGGAACUUAUCAACAUGGUUUAGCAGCAGAGUUAAGUAUAGAGGUGCUAAGGGAUCGAUUUGAGAAACUGCCCACCAGCCGAUGUGUUAUCUAGAUAUGUGAAGCUGAGUAUGGUUAGGGUUAGGCUAAGGUGGUAUUUAGUGUUAUGUUGAAAGUGAAAAGGGCUCAUCUCGAGCAAUUCUAAUUACGUAAUGAUUAAAUGAAUGUUCCCAUUAACUACUAACUCAGAAUUAGAUUUGCUAUUAGGUUUUUAAUCAAUGUAGAUUUUAAAGCUACGGCCAGAUACAGUCAUUUCAUUGUUUUUUUCUCUUGAAGAGUUUAUCAGUGCCAUCAUAAGCAGGGAACUGUGGUUGUGCUGGGCUCACAAUGUGGAUUUAACAGUUGUACACAAAGAAAAUGACAGCGAUUCAUUUUGAUCAAUGAUUAUGUUCCCAAAAUUGCACACUGUUGAUUUGUUUUGUUCUCUGCAGUAAUAUUUUAUAACUGGAAAUUGACUACUAGUGCACAAGACUCAUUUUCAGUUACUUUUACCUGAUUGUUUUUUUUUUUUUUUACAUUAUUCCUAAAUUCUUUGUCACUGAAAUUCAAAAAUAUGUAGUGAAAAAGUGACAAUCUAGACCAUUCAAUGUUUUCAGAUAGGUAGAAAUAUUGAGCAUAUUGUGCGGCCUUGAGUAAAGAUAGAAAUCCUGUAGUACGGGCAUUACUGUGUGAUGGUAGUUCAGUUUCUAAUCAGACGGAAAGCUGUGACAUUUUGAAUCUAUGAUUUCUCUACUGAUGCCUGUUGAUGAUCUGGUCAUAAGCCUGUAAAGGAUUGUCGUAUGGUGCAGUGACAUUUUUAGCUAUGUUAGUUUUGUCUAGCUAGCAGAAUGUGCUUCAGACUCCAUGAGUCUGGAUGCUGCUCUGUUUUGCAUGGUACUUUAUAAGGACUUGCACUUAACUCUAUGUCACACUGGCUUGUAGAAAUGUAUGCACACACUCUUAAGUUUAUUACAGCGAGUAGCAUCCCUGUUCUAAACACAUCCUUACAAUCUAAUCGAGCGACUCCUCCUAAUGCUUUAUGACUGUAGUAUUGUUAUCGUCUCUCGUGAGAGAGAUUUUACUUUGUUAACAUGUAGUAAUGGAUGCAUUGUAGUAAACUAAUGAAGUGCUGUACAGCCCUUGCUCUACUAACAAGUGUCAUGUUGAAGUAAUUUUGCCUUACAGUGCCUUCCUCUGGGGAGCAGUAUGAUCAUGUGUGAAUGCAAUCCAAUUUGUAUCCAAGUCCCAACCAAACAGUAGUGGAUUUAAGUCUCUUUAUGCCAGCUCACAUUUCCUCUCAAUGCACCUCUUCCAUUUAAAGAGAGGGGAUGAUGGGGACCAGUUAAUAUGAUUGAUUAAACUUGAAGCUUGUGAUGGUGUGAAUGAGAAAGUCACAAAGUGAAUACUACAAGAGAGAUAAACACAGAUACACUGGACUGGAGGGACUCCAGUGGUUGUAAUGUGUGGUUGUGAUUUUGUAUUUUGUUGAUCAAAAGACGAUGAUUUUGGAAUUAAAAAAACUAAUUU